AUGUCUCAAGAUGACCCCAUUGCCUCCACCUACAACAACACUCACCGCGCCUUUCUCCAAGCCCUUCUCUCAACCCAAACCAUCACUUACCCCACUGCCAAACCCCUCCUCGCCGCAAUCCUCACAGCCCAGACCCCGGACCGCCCAACCCUCCCCGAAGACAUCUCGCAAGAAGACUUCGAAACAUACAUCGACGCUCUGACCACCCAGAUCUCGCCCUUCGAUCUCGAGAUAAGAAGUACAGUCCAUCAAACCUCCAAAGAACGGAUAUAUGCCCUGGUGAACACUACGAGCGAUGCUUUGACCCAGAUGAGCACGACACAUUCAGCUGACGAAUUGGCCUUCCUGAAGCGGGUCUUGGAUGCCAUGUUUGAAACCUACAACACUCCCCGAGCAGAGAUCAUGGCGAUAAAGAGUCUGCAAGCCUUGAGACUCGCUCGGCCGAGUGGGGAGGAUAGAAGACGAGAGUCACAGGCAGCGAAUACGCAAGGGAAAGAUGCAGGACUGACGCAAGUGCAAGCUGAGAAAGUCAUGGGGACACUUAAAGAUGAGGGGUGGUUUGAGCUGAGUGCGAAGGGAUAUUAUAGUCUCUCGGCGCGCGCAUUGAUGGAGUUGAGAGGGUGGUUGGUGGAGAUUUAUAAUGAUCACGAGGAAGAAGAUGGUCAGGAUGAGGAUGAGGAAGCGGAGCAUGUCAAGAUCAAGUUCUGCACGGCGUGCAAGGAGAUUGUUACAGUAGGGCAGAGAUGUCCGGAUGUGAAUUGUCAGGGCCGGUUGCACGGUCAUUGUGUGAAGAAUAUGUUUCGAGCGCAGCAGGGAAGGGAACAGUGUCCGGUUUGCAAAGUUGUCUGGACAGAGCCGGGAGCGGUCGGAGAGAAGGCUGCGAGGGGUGAUGUCAGGCAGAGUAAUGGUGGAGGUGGUGGGAGGCAAAGUAAUGGUGGGGCGAGGAGGGAAGAAGUGGUCGACGAGGAGAGCGAUUCAGAGUGA
This is a messenger RNA of Recurvomyces mirabilis, 984 nucleotides long. RefSeq lists its product as uncharacterized. Gene Ontology annotation, cellular component: nucleus; Smc5-Smc6 complex. NCBI's taxonomy places the organism in Eukaryota, Fungi, Ascomycota, Dothideomycetes, Mycosphaerellales, Teratosphaeriaceae. The transcript has a single exon. Gene Ontology annotation, molecular function: ubiquitin-protein transferase activity. Gene Ontology annotation, biological process: double-strand break repair via homologous recombination. The record is from RefSeq and is a predicted model, not a curated record. Bases 1 to 984 code for a protein of 327 amino acids.